AUGGCGUCUUUGAAAUCAUUCAUUAAAGCGGUUAGAAAAGCCAAAACCAUUGCCGAUGAAAGAAAUGUGGUGAUGAAGGAGAGUGCUUCUAUCAGAACAUCCUUCAAAGAUACAAAUUUAGAUCAAAAUUCUCGUAGAAUCAGUAUAUCUAAGUUAUUAUACCUUUACAUUAUGGGAGAGAAAACUCAUUUUGGACAAGUUGAAUGUAUUAAAUUAUUAGCAUCACCAAGAUUCACUGAUAAGAGGUUGGGUUAUUUGGCCACCAUGUUGUUAUUAGAUGAAAAUCAAGAAGUGUUGACAUUAUUGACCAAUUCCUUGGACAAUGAUAUGCAACACAAUAAUAGUUAUGUCAAUUCAUUAGCCUUGUGUUGUUUAGGUAACUUAGCAUCACCAGAAUUGGCAAGGGAUUUGUAUACCAACGUUGAAAAAUUGAUGGGAUCAUCUAAUCCUUAUUUAAGAAAGAAAGCUUUAAUCGUAGCUGCCAAAUUAAUCGAUAAAGAUCCUGAAUUAGGAGAGUUUUUCAUUGACAAAUUACCUCAAUUGAUUAUUGAUAAGAAUUCUGGUGUGUUAUUAGGAUGUUUGGCAUUGAUCAAAUCGCUUUACAAUACUCCAUCAUUCCAACCUACCCUCAUUAAAUUAUCCAAUAAAUUAUUAAGUAUAUUGAAAAAGUUAAUCACUUCAGGUUAUAAUCCUGAUUAUGAUGUUUUGGGUAUUAAUGAUCCAUUCUUACAAACCGAAUUGAUUGCCAUCUUAAGACUUUUUUCCACCAAUCAAGCAUUCAAUCAAGUUGAUGAAUUCAAUGAUAUUUUGACUCAAAUUUGUUCCAUUGAAAUUGGUAAAAAUGUCAAUCAUGCCAUUUUAUAUGAAUGUAUUAGAACCAUUUUCUUAGUAGGAAGUGAUCAAAGUUUGAAAAUCUUAGCAAUUAACAUCUUAGGUAAGUUUUUAACUACUAAAGAUAAUAAUACUAGAUAUAUUGCAUUAAAUACUUUAUUGAAAGUUAUCAAUAUUGAACCUCAAGCUGUUCAAAGACAUAGAUCUAUUAUUGUAGGAUGUUUGAAUGAUGGUGACAUCUCCAUUAGACGUAGAUCAUUAGAAUUAACUUUCGCUAUCUUGAAUGAGUCUAAUAUUAGAGUUUUGAUCAAGGAAAUCUUGAAAUUUUUAACAUUUACAAACGAUAAUGACUUGAAACCUUUCAUCAUUCAACAAUUGAUCUUAUCUAUCGAUAAAUAUUCACCCAAUGAUUCUUGGAAGUUUGAUAAUUUCAUCAAAAUCUUACAAAUAUCUUCAAAUUUCAUCAACUUACAAUAUAUUUCUCAAAUUUUAGGUAAUUUAAUUAGAGUCCCUAAUGACUUGAAAGCAUCAGUGAUUGAAAAAGUUCAUAAAAGUUUUGCUGAAGCUGAAAUCAAGAAUCAAUUCGGUUUAUCUAUUGUCAUUAUUUGGAGUUUAGGUGAAUAUUAUGAUAUAAUCUCCAAUCCAGAAAUCAAUGAAACUUCGAUAUUAUCACUUUUCAAAGAUAUCAUUAAUAAUUCCGUAUACUCAACAUCUGAAAGAGACCAUCUUAUCAAUUAUGCCUUAAUAGCAUGUAUCAAAUUAUCAUCCAAAUUCUCAAAUACUGCUAGUUUAGAAUCUUUAAGAAAAUUAUUACUUGAAAACACUUCCAAUACAAACUUAGAAAUUCAAAUCAGAUCAAUAGAAUUUUCAGAAUUAUUAACCACCGAUUCCAAAUUGAAGAAAAGUAUCUUAUCGAAAGUUCCACCUCCUCCUAUAAAAGAAAGACAAAUGUUAUCAUUAACUCAAAACGAACCAACCACCAAGGUCAAAUCACAAACCCCAGAACCAAAUGAUUUAUUGGAUUUGGCUCAAGAAUCUAAGAAUGAUUUGUUAUCAGAUAUUUUCGAUUCUAAACCAAAACCUGCUAAAAAUGAUAUUUUAGAUUUAUUUGAUAGUGUACCUAAACAAGCUCCUACUAAUGUGGGUAUUAAAGCAUUUGAAAAUUCAGAUUUAUCCUUAACUUUCAUUCCUAAACAAAUUUCCAAUGGACAAGCAGCUAUUGAUUCCAAGAUUAUCACUACUAAAACUAUAGAGAACUUACAAUUUUUAAUUGCUGUACCAAAAUCACAAAAAUUAACUAUUUCAACCAAUCCUAAUACCAAUAUGAUGAUGGUUAAUUCAGGUGAUUUGGUGUUACAGAAUAUAAAAUUAACAGGUAAAGAAGGCAGUAAGAUAAAAUUUAGAAUUAAAAUCAGUUACAAUGUUAAUGGAGAGGCCGUUAAUCAACAAUUUGAUUUUUCAGGGUUUGAACAAAAUCUCUAA
Yamadazyma jaroonii is the source of this 2313-nucleotide messenger RNA. Lineage: Eukaryota; Fungi; Ascomycota; Pichiomycetes; Serinales; Debaryomycetaceae. The record is from the annotation of a GenBank genome assembly.